GGUAAAAGGCAACAUUGUUAAAGAAGGAUAGACUUCCAUGGCGAAGAUUGGGGGAGUGCUACCGCUUUGCUGCAUUGCGCCCGCAGAGCUAGCGCCAGGGAAUCGAAUUCGGCAGCAAAAUGCGAUUGCUAAUCAGUCUCUUCGCGUGGAGCGGAGGAGCGUUUUGCUGGGAUCUGGGACGCUGCUGGCGUCUGGAGUGCUGCAAAUCUCAAACCCGGCAUUCGCAGACGUGAAGAUUGCGUUGAGGAAUGUGGAGGCGACUCGAAUUCCAUGCCCUGAGGGACAGACAACAGUGACUGGUGGAACGUCGUUCAAAGCAACGUGUUUUCGAGUGACCGGGGAAGCCACGAAUCCAGCUUCUCAGCCAGUUUACAAUGCUGACAUUUUUGGAAGAGUCUACGAUGCUCAAGGCGAACCAGCAUUAGAUACGACGGAGAACCUCCGGAUCGAUACGCUCGCCGAAAUACCUCCCGGCAAGAGCAAGGUCUCCUUCCAGAUCACAGUUAGCGAAGAACAAGCCAAGCUUGGGCCUCUAGAGCUCAAAAAUUUCAAAGCGACAGGCUACCUUGGCAAAGUAAAUAGCAAACAGGGAUCCGGUCGUCUGGAUGAUAUUGAUUUCAGCGAAUUGGACAGUGACUAAAAAGAACUUUGCAACGUUGUGUAAUUUGAUUGAUUUACAUCAAAACGUUAACAAAGAAACACACAAAAUGGUUGGC
Selaginella moellendorffii is the source of this 716-nucleotide messenger RNA. RefSeq lists its product as uncharacterized. The transcript is spliced from 7 exons. The coding region runs from base 38 to 640 and encodes 200 amino acids. Lineage: Eukaryota; Viridiplantae; Streptophyta; Lycopodiopsida; Selaginellales; Selaginellaceae. The record is from RefSeq and is a predicted model, not a curated record.